AUGGUGUUCGAGGUAGCAGCAGCAAUGGCAUUGGCAUCCUUCGUAGGUGAGGCUGUUUCACCAUGGAGCCUGCUCUGCGGCCUCGCUGCCCUGCUCGUUCUUUGGGCGGCCUCACACGCCGCCGAGAGAUACUGGCUGAGGCCGCGGCGGCUCGGCCGGGCGCUCCGUGCGCAGGGUCUAAGCGGCACGGCGUACCGCUUCCCGGCCGGGGACUUCUCGGAGAACGUCCGGCUCAGCCAGGAGGCGCAGUCGAAGCCUAUGUCGCCGCCAUGCCACGACAUCGUUUCCCGCGUGUUGCCGCACCUCCAUAAUACAGUCAUGGAGUACGGCGAAGUCUGCAUCACCUGGUUCGGCCCGAUCCCCAGGGUCGUCAUCGCCAGGCCAGAGCUGGUGAGCCAGAUCCUAUCCAACAAGUCCGGCCACUUCGAGAAGUUCACAAACAAUAGUCUGGGAGAUCUCAUAAGCCGUGGGAUCGGGAGCCUCGACGGCGAGAAAUGGGCGACGCGCAGGAGGAUCCUCAACCCUGCUUUCCAUCUCGAAAAGCUCAAGGGCAUGCUGCCGGCUUUCUCGACGUGCUGCGCCGAGAUGGUAGGCAGAUGGGAGAGUAAGCUAUCUGCGGCUGGUGGAUCACACGAGCUGGACGUGUGGCAGGAGUUCCCGGACCUCGCAGGAGACGUGAUCUCCCGCACGGCGUUCGGGAGCAGCUUCGAGGAAGGGCGGCGGAUCUUCCUGCUUCAGGUGGAGCAGGCCGAGAGGGUCAUGAAGGCCUUCCAGUACAUGUACAUCCCAGGCUACCUCUUCUUGCCUACCGAGAACACCAAGAGGAUGAAGGCGAUCAAGCGGGAGGUGGAAGGGCUCCUGCGAGGGAUCAUCGAGAAGAGGGAGCGUGCAGUCGAGAAGGAUGGGCACAGUGGCAACGACUUGCUUGGCCUGAUGCUGCAGUCCAACAGGGCGUCCGAUUCCGGCCAGAGGAUGAGCACCGACGACGUGAUCGAGGAGCUCAAGCUCUUCUACUUCGCGGGGAUGGAGACCACGGCGGCGCUGCUCACGUGGACGCUCCUCGUGCUCGGCAUGCACCCCGAGUGGCAGGACAGGGCCAGGGAGGAGGUCCUGGGCGUCUUCGGGACAGACGACACACCCAGCUUCGACGGCCUAAGCAGACUCAAAACGGUGACGAUGAUACUGAACGAGGUGCUGAGGCUCUACCCGCCGGCGGUGACCAUGAACCGGAAGACAUCCAAGGAGACACAGAUCGGGGGCAUCACGUACCCUGCGGACAUAGUCCUCGAGAUGCCCAUCAUCCUGCUUCACCACAGCCCGGACCUCUGGGGGGACGACGUGCUCGAGUUCAAGCCCGAGAGGUUCGCGGAGGGGAUCUCCAAGGCGACCAAGGACGGCCAACCGGGGUUCUUCCCCUUCGGCUGGGGGGCCAGGAUCUGCAUCGGCCAGAACUUCACGCUGCUAGAGGCCAAGAUGGCGCUGACCAUGAUCCUUCAGCGCUUCGAGUGGCGGCUGUCACCUUCCUACGCCCACGCGCCGUGCACCGUCCUCACGCUGCAGCCACAGCAUGGCGCGCAGAUUAUACUCAAGAGUCUAUGAUGGCCGGCCGCUCAUCUUGUCCAGCUAUAGCAUCUUCGUUGUCACGCUUAAAAUCC
This is a messenger RNA of Lolium rigidum, 1655 nucleotides long. RefSeq names its product cytochrome P450 72A14-like. Bases 1 to 1599 code for a protein of 532 amino acids. The record is from RefSeq and is a predicted model, not a curated record. Lineage: Eukaryota; Viridiplantae; Streptophyta; Magnoliopsida; Poales; Poaceae. Gene Ontology annotation, molecular function: heme binding; oxidoreductase activity, acting on paired donors, with incorporation or reduction of molecular oxygen; iron ion binding. The transcript has 3 exons.